This is a messenger RNA of Cherax quadricarinatus, 1748 nucleotides long. It is a transcript of the gene Atg3, whose product is annotated as Autophagy-related protein 3. The record is from RefSeq and is a predicted model, not a curated record. Lineage: Eukaryota; Metazoa; Arthropoda; Malacostraca; Decapoda; Parastacidae. Gene Ontology annotation, cellular component: cytosol; phagophore assembly site. Gene Ontology annotation, molecular function: Atg8-family ligase activity. Gene Ontology annotation, biological process: nucleophagy; autophagy of mitochondrion; autophagosome assembly.
AAGAUGUCUGGUGAAGGUGUUGUUUAGACUGGAAGGUUCUGAGUGUUAUUUAUCGUGUUAUCUGGCCCCUGGAGGCAGUUUAAGCAGUGUUUAGGCAGUAUAUAAGGUGUUAUUAAGGUGAUGCAGAGUGUUAUUAACACAGUUAAGGGCAAGGCUCUGGGGGUGGCUGAGUACCUCACUCCUGUACUCAAGGAGUCGAGGUUCAAGGAGACCGGAGUACUGACCCCAGAGGAGUUCAUUGCUGCUGGUGACCACCUGGUCCAUCACUGUCCAACAUGGCACUGGGUCGCUGCUGACCUUAACAAGACCAAGUCUUACCUACCACACGACAAGCAGUUCCUUAUUACCAAGAAUGUUCCUUGUUAUAAGCGAUGUAAGCAGAUGGAGUACCGGAGUGAGCAGGAACUGGUGUUAGAGUCUGAAGGUGAUCCAGACGGUGGCUGGGUAGACACUCAUCACUACAGCGACUCAGCCAUACUGGAGGAGAAGGUGGCUGACAUGUCCUUAGAGGAUAAGAAAGCAAGCUCUACUGAAGAUGACGAGGAUGAUGAGGAAGAUGAGGAAGAUGCUGCAGAUAUGGAAGCUUUCGAAGAGUCGGGGAUGCUCGAGCAGGACGAUCCUAGCGUAAUCCAGACAUCAAAGAAAAGCAGCAUAGCGUUGAGCCCAGGCGGCAGCAUUGGUGACGGCGGAGAAAUUCUACAAACACGAACUUAUGACCUCCACAUAACUUACGACAAAUACUACCAGACGCCACGGCUCUGGUUGACGGGCUAUGACGAGAGUCGGCAACCGUUAACAGUGGAGGAAAUGUACGAGGACUUCAGCCAGGACCACGCUAACAAAACUGUUACCAUGGAGACCCAUCCACACCUUACUGGACCACCCAUGGCGUCGGUCCAUCCAUGCAGGCAUGCAGAGACGAUGAAGAAGAUCUGUGAGACGGUGCUGGAGGGCGGCGGAGAGCUGGGUGUUCAUCUGUAUCUCAUAGUCUUUCUGAAAUUUGUCCAGGCCAUUAUACCAACAAUUGAAUACGAUUAUACGUACACCUUCACACUCUAGCUGUCAACUUGCAACCUCUUAAGGUGUUCAGUACCAUCAGUUGAAUAUGAUCACACACUCUCACACACUAGAUGUCAACUUGCAACCUGUUGAUGUCUUCAAUAUCAUCAGUUCAAUAUGAUGAUACACACACACACAUACACACACACUAUCUCUCGCUCUCACACACACACACACACACACACUAGCUAUCAGUCUAUGUUCCUUCUUAAGAUCACCAUUAUCACCAAUUAUAAUAUACACAUAAGUGCUUUAGCUGUCAACAAUGUACGAACCCUCGUAAAGUUUGCAUCACCCGCUGCAAAUAUAAUUACACUAGCUCUUGGUAUAUAUUGAGUUGAGGUUUUCGAUUCCAAUAUUUAAAUAGGAUUACGCACAUUGAUAUUUGAGUUAGUAAUAUUUGCUUCUUGAAGUUUUCAUUAUCGACUGUUGUAUGUGGUUAUACAUUCCUGCUUUAGCUAGCAGUGUAUGUUCCAUUUUAAGCUUUGAAUAAAGUGAAAAUAAUGCAGAUGUAAAGUUAGCGUUCGUACCAAAAUAUGUCAUGAUAUAUAAAACCUGAAUAAUUCAUAAUAAUAUAUGGAAGCUGAAUAAUUACUGAUAUUAGUGAUAAUUCUGAUACUGUAUCACUUUAAAAUAUGAUAAUCAUGUGAGGGAGUAUCAUACAGAAUAAAGAAGAAGUAUUAAAUAUA